AUGGGGGAGCUUCAUCGUAAGCUUAACAACAUCGCAUCAUCCCCGAUCACAGGCCAUGCGCGAAUGAUUAUCAUCAAACCCGAAGCCCAAUUCGUUGUCGCUUUCCCCGAAGGAGGUGUCGUAGGGGAUGUGAACGCCCAGUUAGACGGAGCGUUAACGAGCAUCGCAGAACAAGGCUAUGAGAUCGAUCUGGAGGUCUUCGCGCCAACGGUGGUCAUCCAGGAGACCAUAGGCCGCGCCACGAAGGACAAAGAAGCCGUAGUAAGGGUACAAAUAAAUGUGUACGGCCCAUCGACAGCCGCUUGCGAUAUCGGCAAGGAGUUGUCGCAGCAAAAGAUCUACCUGCAACGCCCUGUGUACAUACGAGAUGGUUAUCGAUACGAGAAUCCCCAUAUUCUCACCCUCCCUGGCUUCCAAGGCUCGACACCUGAGAUACCAACCAUUACAGAAGAACCUUUACCUGACAAGGCCGGUCUGCAGACAUUGAGAAGCACCCUCCAAAAUGUGUAUUCCUCUUUGACGCGAGAUCACAACCUGCACGGGUUAGAGGGUGACGAGCGCCUCAACACCGAUCUUUUGUUCGCGAAGACGGGCCCAUACCAGAGGAGUACACACUCUGGAGGCCGAGCGAAGAAGAUGGAGUCCAAUGCCAUGAUUGAGCCUAAGGAGACCGGCGGUGGUAUCCUGGCAGACGAGAUGGGGAUGGGAAAGACUCUCUCUGUACUAGCCCUUGUACUACGGACGCUAAACACUGCGCACGAGUGGGCUAUCUGCAUCGAUGAUCUGAACGAUCCGACUUCGGAAACACCAAAGAAGAGACGCCGCUCUGGAGCGACCUUGAUCGUUGCAUCAUCGGACCCUGCUUACCUUGAAAGGCAUUUUGACGAGCCUACCCGUAAAGCCUUGAAAGCGAUCAAGUACCACGGUCCUCAUCGACACGUUUCCCUGGAGAGGCUCAUGGAGGCAGACCUUGUCAUCACUACCUAUCAUACGCUCGCGUCAGAUUUUGCCAGGACCAAGCACGAGUUGAGGCAUAUUGAAUGGUAUCGUCUUGUCAUUGAUGAAGGUGAGCAAGCCACCACUCGUUGA
This is a messenger RNA of Alternaria conjuncta, 1089 nucleotides long. RefSeq lists its product as uncharacterized. NCBI's taxonomy places the organism in Eukaryota, Fungi, Ascomycota, Dothideomycetes, Pleosporales, Pleosporaceae. Gene Ontology annotation, molecular function: ATP binding; ATP-dependent chromatin remodeler activity. The transcript has 4 exons. The coding region runs from base 1 to 1089 and encodes 362 amino acids. The record is from RefSeq and is a predicted model, not a curated record.